CAGGCGGAGGAUGAGCGCAGGCAGGCUGAGGGAGCUCCAGCGAAGCUCGCGGGGGUCGGGAUCGGAGCUCUGAGCGGGGAAUGGAGCGCGGCCGCCCGCUGUAGGACUACACGCACACGCACACGUUUCCCACGCGUUUACAGGCACGAGGAUGAGCGCAGGGCACACACGGAGGAUCAGACGCGCGCGCGCAGACAAUGUCAGGAUAUGUUUCGGGCCGUAGUGAGUGUUAAUCAUGUCUGAUAGUGUUGAUAUUGAGGAGAAGCCGCCCGCUCCGCCGCUGAGAAUGAGCAGCAGCUCCCGCGACUCUUCCCUGCACAGUUCUAAACCGCUUCCAAUGGCUCCGGAGGAAAAAAACAAGAAAUCAGCCAGGCUACGAUCCAUCUUCCCUGGAGGGGAUAAGACGAAUAAGAAGAAAGAGAAAGAGCGUCCUGAGAUUUCUCUUCCCUCGGAUUUCGAACACACCAUCCACGUAGGAUUCGACGCAGUUACAGGAGAGUUCACUGGCAUACCUGAGCAGUGGGCUCGAUUAUUGCAGACCUCUAACAUCACUAAGCUGGAACAGAAGAAGAACCCUCAGGCAGUUAUAGACGUACUGAAGUUCUAUGACUCUAAAGAGACGGUCAACAACCAGAAAUACAUGAGCUUCACUUCUGGAGAUAAAUCGGCUCAUGGAUACAUAGCGGCUAACACUUUGAACCGCCUCCUGUCCUCCGGGCCACCAGUCAGCCUUAGAACCUGCAGCGCAUUAUUUGACAAGCAGCAGGGAGCGAAGACGGCGUCCGAGCCUCCGCUCGCUCCUCCGGUGUCUGAGGAGGAAGAUGAGGAAGAGGAGGAGGAGGACGAAGAUGAAGACGACGAUGAUGAUGAGGUGCCACCCAUCAUCGCUCCUCGACCGGAACACACCAAAUCUAUCUACACUCGCUCUGUAAUCGAGCCGGCCGCUCCCCCUGCCCCAGUUAAAGAGGUCACAACCCCGCCGGAGUCGCAGGUGCAGCCAGAGGACACGACGUCCAGCACACUGUACCGGCACACUGACCGGCAGAGGAAGAAAUCUAAGAUGACCGACGAGGAGAUACUCGAACGACUCAGGAGCAUCGUCAGUGUUGGCGAUCCAAAGAAGAAAUACACACGCUUCGAGAAAAUAGGACAAGGGGCGUCUGGGACAGUUUACACAGCCAUCGACAUCGCCACCGGACAGGAGGUGGCUAUAAAGCAGAUGAAUCUGCAACAGCAGCCGAAGAAAGAGCUGAUCAUUAACGAGAUUUUGGUGAUGAGGGAAAACAAAAACCCCAACAUUGUUAACUACCUGGAUAGUUAUCUGGUAGGUGAUGAGUUGUGGGUGGUGAUGGAGUAUUUAGCUGGUGGUUCUCUCACAGAUGUUGUAACAGAAACUUGUAUGGACGAGGGGCAGAUUGCUGCAGUGUGCAGAGAGUGUUUGCAGGCUCUGGACUUCCUUCACUCCAACCAGGUGAUUCACAGAGACAUCAAGAGUGACAACAUCCUGCUGGGCAUGGACGGCUCCGUCAAACUGACGGAUUUCGGGUUCUGUGCUCAGAUCACUCCGGAGCAGAAUAAGCGCAGCACUAUGGUGGGCACUCCGUACUGGAUGGCUCCGGAGGUCGUAACUCGGAAGGCGUACGGCCCUAAAGUGGACAUCUGGUCUCUGGGCAUCAUGGCCAUCGAGAUGGUGGAGGGGGAGCCGCCGUAUCUCAAUGAAAACCCACUCAGGGCGCUGUACCUGAUUGCCACUAACGGCACUCCAGAACUGCAGAACCCCGAGCGUUUAUCCUCUGUCUUCAGAGACUUCCUCAACCGCUGCCUGGAGAUGGACGUGGACCGUCGGGGGGCCGCUAAAGAGCUGCUGCAGCAUUCGUUCCUGAAGCUGGCCAAACCUCUGUCCAGUCUGACACCACUGAUUGUAGCCGCCAAGGAAGCCAUCAAGAACAGCAGCCGCUAGAGGGGCCGUCACACACACACACACACACACACACACACACACACACACACACACACACACACACACACACAUACACACACACACACACACACACACCUGAAAACAGGAGGAUUACACAAUCAUAUUAAAUGUACGGUUCACUCACGCUGGAUGAAAGACAGCUACAUUUGGGUAAACUGCUACCCCCCAGUGCUCGGCCCCCCCAAACUCUCUCCAGGGUUAUCCACAGUGUGUGUGUGUGUCUACAGUGAGCCCACCUCUCCAGUGUCUGAAAGAGGGAUUAAAACAAAGACUGCAGAAGGGUGGAGUGUGGAUUACAGUAGCGGUGUUAAAAGCGCUGUGAAGUGUCUGGCCUGUUGGAUUUAAAUCUAAUUUAAGAUAAUCUGAUCUAAUCUGAACUGCAGCGUUGGAUUAUUGGCACUUUUGGAUUUCGGCGGAAACCCACAGUCUCUGGAUCUCUUCAGUACAACUGCAUGACCCUCUAGACUCCGCCUACCUACAGCAAUCAGCUCCAUCUUCACUGUGUGCGUGCGUGAGUGUGUUUGUGUGAGAGGGUCUGAUGGAAAACACAGACGUUACAUGACGACGGCCCUGUUUUAGCUGGAUUAGUGUCUACAGUACACGCUUUCUUUAAAGGUUCUGUAGGAAAGACAGUGGUUCUUUUUAGAACUUUCUUCAGAUUGAUGGAGAAUGUGUUGUAUGUGGUUCUACACAGAACCUUUUUGAAAAUUAUUCUAAAUAGCACCAAAAAGGGUUCUUCUAUCGUUUGAUGUCCAGCUUGUGACAAUAGAACCCAGACAGCAAGCGUAUAUCGGUCCACUGGUUUGACAAGGUCAGCACCCGACUGGCUGUUUGCCACUACUGGUCCCCCCUCGGACCACCCAGAUUAAUGUCCUAACUAAGCUUUAACUAGUUUUUAAUCUAUUUUAAAUGCACAGAGACUUUUAUUCCAGAAAAUUUACAAAUUUUACGAACAACCGAGAGACAAAAAUAGGCCCAAUGUAAAAUGAUUCUAUAGAAAACAUUCCUGAUCUAAAUCUAAUCUAAUUUACAAAGUAACGAAAUAAAGCAAUAAAGGAAAGGUCAGUAAAUUGAACUGUUAGUGGGAAAAGGAUAGCGGACCACCCGGAAAACACUGAGCAAAACACCAGUGGACCGCCAGCUUUGCCAUUAGUGGGCCGACAGUGGACCGCUGACCUGUUGCUUUCAGGGAAGAGCCCUUUUUGAUGGUGACCAAAUGCAGAAAACCAUUUAAGGAUGAAACAGUUCUAAGUAUAACCAUUGCCUUUACUAAAGAACCCUUGAAGAGCUGUCUUUUUUAAGUGGGUAGCUAGCUAUUGUUCCUUGCUAACGUUACAUGACCGAAGUCCCUAUUGAAGCCGGACUCGUUUUCCCAGAGGAAAUGUGAUGUAACAUGAGGGAUUUAAUUGGCUAAAUGGUUCGGGAUAAAUUAUGUCGAAAUUCCCACAGAUUAAAAUUCCCCAGACUGAAAGGUCGUAGCCCAGAUGCUCAAUAACAAUAACAACACACAGGGUCUGUUCACGGGUUUUAGCCUGAGGCCAGUUGGAACACGAAGUACAGAUCAUUUACUCCGGACUUCCACCAUUGGAAAAAACUGAAAAAAACUAAAUAGACUUGCGUAUAUUCCGUGUUGAUCUAAAAUGGUUUAUUCUGAUUUAAUCUGGUCUCGUGCUGGUUUAGCUGGGUACCUAGCCUGGCCAUACUGGUUGACCAGCAUGCCAGCACCCAAAAUGAUGUGUAUGGCAAAACAAAACCUCAUGUCUCCAAAAUAAUAACUUUGCAGGAGAAGCAAAAACAUAGUGUACUUUUAACGCAAGUCAAUGGACCCAGACCUUUUUUUUAAUUAAGUGUAACUGGGCUGUUUCUUUUGGUCAAGAGCAGCAGGCAAAUUUCACAUUAGCUCAAAAGCUGGAAAACGACAGCAGCGAAUGCUGGCUUUGAUGGUCUAUGCUAGUUUCUCCUAGCAGGGAGGUUAGCCUAUAAUAUACUGCGUGUCAUUCCUGCUUUACUGAUAUUAACAGCCUAAUCUAGCAAGCUGCAGUAGUUAGCUAAUGUCUGAGGAGGACAUUGCCUAGCUAGCAUAGCUACAGUUUGUUGAGUUAAAUGGUUUGACAACACAGCUAGCUACUGUUUGUAGUAAAAAAACAGAAAGCUAAGGUGGCUAGCUAAUGUUUACAGAGGAAAUUGCCCGGCUAACAUAGCUAGCUACUGUUUGUAGUAAAAAACAGAAAGCUAAGGUGGCUAGCUAAUGUUUACAGAGGAAAUUGCCCGGCUAGCAUAGCUAGCUACUGUUUGCUGAGAUGGAUGGUUUGCCAACAUAAAUAACUGUUGUUUAUAGUAAAGGAUGGCAAGCUAAGAUGGCUAGCUAACAGAGGAAGGUAAUGGACCAACAAACUUAGCAGUGCUUGAGUCAUUAGCUAAGUGUGCACAAGCUAGCACCAGCAACAAAGGAAACUUGCUGUAACGCUGAAGCCGAGUGUUGAGUUUACAGCCCAGGCUGGACGCAGCAGUGUGGGAGCCUGGUGGCUCCAUCAGGACUACAGUGAGAACAUCUACUGGAAAAGCUAAUCCAGCUCUGACAGGACUAAAGCCAGCAUCACUGCUGUAAUACAAACUAAUACAAUCUCAGCUCAGAGUACACUCCUCUGUGUGUGUGUGUGUGUGUGUGUGUGUGUGUGUGUGUGUGUGUGUGUGUGUGUGUUUGUGUGCAUGUGUUCGUUCGUCGUGCACGAGGGAGCAGAUUCACAGACCAGCCCUGAGGCUUCUUCUGUGGUUCUUUCUCCAGAAAAUCUGGACAAACCUGCGUCCAGGUCGGCAGCGGACACUCGGCUGAUUCUGCUGUUCUGCAUAUUCCACUCAUUCGGCUAUUCUACUAUGCAUUCCAACAGCUGAUGCAAACUAGCCAGUCAAACGAAGCCAUGGACGUCAGCGUCAACUGACCACUGCUACAGACAAUACGGGCAUUACAUGGCAAAAAGCGUGCGUCCAUAGUCCUCUCUGUGGACCUACGGUCGUCUCCUGAUUCUCCUCCUGUACCUGUUUUUUUUUUGCGUACACACACGUUUUUAAAGGGGUGCUAACACUUAUGCCUUUCCCCCAUCCUCCACACGAUGCGUUCAGACAUUCUGGUUUUUUCACGUUUCUCACAUCCUGUCCUGGUGCUUGGAGAAUUUAUUUUGGGUAGUGUUUGUGGAGAGAGAAGGGGGGGAAUUGUGGGAGAUGUAGUUCCUCUGGAAAUGUUAUAAAAGGCUGGCUUUAUGUGGUGAAACGUUAUUUGGUUCUAGCUAGGUUAUCUAGAUUGCAAGAUGAGCCAGUAUUUUUUUCAUAUGUCGUAUCAUUUUAGCUAAAGCAAAGCCACCGCGUCUCAAUCUAAACCCCAAACAUCCAAAUUAGCCAAAUAACGGGCCUAAUAAACCAGCUGGCUGUGUAAUCUGUGAUGGAACGCUUAACAAAGCAAGCGACACAAGCUAGAAAAUGCCCCGUCUCCAAAUUGUGACAUUCUGGUAAAUUGUCGUAAACAAAAACGCAGAUCUAACGCCAGCUUGAUCUACUGAGUUGCCGUGGUAACAGAGGACGUUCUGGCUGGGUCUAUUGUGGCCUUUAGGUUGUCUAAGCAUCAUAUAUAUACGAGAUGAACACACUGAGCGGGUCCAAGCACGCAUUAGCCCAAUUAGGCCGAAUAGGCAACCAUGGCAAAAAAAAAUACAGUGUGCCAAACAAAUUUAAGCCAAAAUACCAGACGAGCGGUGAAAUUUUACUUAACAUGAAAUUGCAGUCAUUCAGGUCAGUGAACUGAAUCGAAAGGCACCACAUCUUUAGUCUGUAGGCUUCAUAAAAACCUUGUAAUAGCACGUUUAAUCAUUUUUAGUUUUAAUGAACUGAAAUUCAUUUUCAUUUUAGUUUUUUUUAGUGCUGAAGCCCCUCAAAGGCCAACAUUUGUGGACCCCAUCUGAGUCUCAAUAUAUACACACAUUUAAAGUUUUGAAAUGAUAGGACCAAAGAUUGAGGAGUUAUAGGAUCAAGCCAACACCGUGUUCAGACUUUUUGAUACCGAUAAAUGAGGAUUGAGCAAAAAACCUAGAACUAGUUUGCAAAAGUAGGUUUGGCAUAUUAUACAAAUUUACAUAAAAUCCUAGUGGGCGGAGCUAAACGGUCCAGAUUGCAAAGCUGUUUGUUUUGACCCAAGGAAUCAGGGAAAAAAAGGAAUUUUGUCUCAAAAAAUUUUGGUUUAGGAGUUAUGAGGCAAAACGUCUUUUGCUGCGCUAUAGUUCCCCCCGAUGGCCAAACGGGGUAAUUGUUGUUGCUCAGAUAGAUGCACUCAAACUGCACCUAUCCACCAAGUUUAGUGUCUCUAGGACUUACGGUCUCUUCUCCACAACAUGUUUUUCAGGGGAAAAAAGAUAAUAAUAAGAAGAAAAAUCUGAGCAAUUCCAGUGAAGCAAAGCAUCAUUGCUAGAGUGUUUAUUUUGUAUCCGACCAAAACCACUUGAACACAAAUCAAGUCGUAUAAACGACCUCCAAAGUCGGUAAGUAGGAACUUCCGAGGAGGACUUGAAGGAGGCCCAUGUGUGAAGGUGGUCCUGGAAGUCAGGCUAUCCGCGGCUUGUUUGGCUGUUUCAUGAAAUUUCUUUGCAACCGUUGUGGCUCAAGCAGUUUUGUGAGAGUUUCGCCACAUAAAGCCAAGCGACCUCCCGUGGUGUCCGACAGAGUUACGAAUUAUUUAAAUUAAAUGAAAAGUUGAAACCUUGAGGACUUUGGGCUGCGAGCUGUGGAGUGGAUACUUUGUGAUUACGUGUGCGUAUGAAGUUCACUCAGCCUGUGGAUUUCUCCAAGCGUUUAAAGGUUCUCGCGUGGUCAGAAGACGUUUGUUUAUUGGUUCUUAUCUUUGGUACACAGGCGUAUGUAGGUGUGCGUGUGUGUGUGUAGACUAGGGAGUUACCUCAAUCUGCUCUGUACGCCAGUUAUUCUCCAGAAUUCACUGUGAAACUUCAGGAAACUUCUCCUCCACCUUAGGCUCACAACAGCAGUGGGGAAAAAUACCACAGACGCCGCUCCGCAUGAACAGGCCGAGUAGUUACACCAUAGAUAUCGUUAGAUUAGAUAGACGUCACUUCUACAGAUGCGGACGGGGUUUGUACGCACGGCAAAGUGGGACUGAUACAUAACAUUAAAGCGACAGGUUGGGGGAAAAGCCGAUUGAUGUUCUAAGUCACGUUUGGUGUCCAAAGGUUGUUUAGUUUAGCACUGGAGCUACAAGGCUAAUGUGGCGAACACAGAGAGAUGGUCAGGGGUGGUCAGCGCCACCCUCGUGCGACGUCUGACCACAUCCGCAUGAUUAAAAGGCUCUUAGCAUGUUGAAAUUUUCUUCAGAUUGAUGGAGAACGUGUUGUAUUUGGUUCUGUAUAGCACCAAAUCAGGCUUCUCCUAUUGUUGCAGUCUUGACGUGGUAACAGUAUAGAACCCUUCUCAAAAAGGUUUUACGUAGAACCAUCUACACAUCAAUCCAAAGGACAUUUCACGAUGAAAAGACCCAUUUAAGCAUGAAAGGGUUCUUUGAGUGUUUGUGGUUCUAUGUAGAACUGUUGUCUUUACUAAAGAACCUUUGAAGAACCAUCUUUUUUAAGGGUGCUACUGAUUUCUGCUCUAGUUAGCGGAAACCAAACCUGAUAAAUUCACUGAAAGAUUUCUAUUUCUAAAACAAAAUUUGUUCCUUUAAAUUUGUACAAAUAUAGUUACAGCUUUUUUUUUUUUUUGGAAAUACUUUUAUGUAUGUAAACAUUUUCACAAAUCUCGCAACGUUCCGCUACACCAUACGGUCCAUAUAUGGAAACUAAGUUCGUGAAUUUGUUGUUUCUGUGAUUUUACAUGUGGCCACUUUUUCAGAGUUACAGCAGUUUAGACCCGCCCAUUCACACUGAAGUCAUAAGGAGUGUUUCUGCCUACUAAGGACUGCACAGCCAAUCAGAACAGAGUAUUUGCAUAUAUCAGUCUUAAAGGCACAGUAACACAAACAGCCUGUUUUAGGCCCGAAACAUACUUCAUGCAAGGAUGCGAACGCUGACACUUCAAGCUACACAGGGGUUGUUUGUGUAGUUGCAUUGAAAAAUGUGUCACGACGCAUUUCAUAAUGCGACACAAGCGCCAACCGCGGUCUGAGUGUUACAGCAGGGGGCGCUAUACCGACAGCCAAACCUGUCCAAGUGGUCUCGUUCCGCCAGCGCGUUUCUCAACUGGCAUAGCAGACAAGCAGUCGAGUGUCACGCAUAGACAUUUUACAAAAGAGAAGAGAUAAAGCAGCUCGCUCUCCUCUACUGUCCACGUUUAGCUGUUUAGAUCUUCACUGAUGUGUCCUCUAGCGCCCCCUUCAAGUCAUUUGCCUUCGCGUCCUUGUGUGAACUGCUUCCGGGACUAAUUCUGGGGGAUAAAAAUGAUUGAGGAAAACGAUUUCGGCUGUUUGUGGUGCAGAGAAUGAUACGGAUGUUGUCAGCGGAGCCCAGGAACCCGUUACCCACAUUAGCCUUGUAGCUCUGGGCCUAACACUAAGGAAGCAGACCUCAGACACCUUGGCUAAAAGUCAGAUUCUUCACCAGCCUGUCGCUUUAAACAUCAUAGUUUGAUCAUCUGCGGUGAACUGGUACGUGUAUAUGUAGAACUAUUUAAACUUCCUGUUUUUGUAUGAAUUUAAAAAAAGAAAAA
This is a messenger RNA of Pygocentrus nattereri (red-bellied piranha), 8677 nucleotides long. Its product is annotated as serine/threonine-protein kinase PAK 3. Gene Ontology annotation, cellular component: cytoplasm. The record is from RefSeq and is a predicted model, not a curated record. Gene Ontology annotation, molecular function: protein serine/threonine kinase activity; ATP binding. Lineage: Eukaryota; Metazoa; Chordata; Actinopteri; Characiformes; Serrasalmidae. The transcript has 16 exons. The coding region runs from base 236 to 1960 and encodes 574 amino acids. Gene Ontology annotation, biological process: intracellular signal transduction; protein phosphorylation; regulation of axonogenesis.